Spodoptera frugiperda (fall armyworm) is the source of this 3443-nucleotide messenger RNA. It is a transcript of the gene Copg1, whose product is annotated as coatomer subunit gamma. Gene Ontology annotation, cellular component: endoplasmic reticulum-Golgi intermediate compartment; COPI vesicle coat; endoplasmic reticulum. Bases 117 to 2702 code for a protein of 861 amino acids. The record is from RefSeq and is a predicted model, not a curated record. Gene Ontology annotation, biological process: intra-Golgi vesicle-mediated transport; intracellular protein transport; protein secretion. The transcript is spliced from 2 exons. NCBI's taxonomy places the organism in Eukaryota, Metazoa, Arthropoda, Insecta, Lepidoptera, Noctuidae. Gene Ontology annotation, molecular function: structural molecule activity.
UUGGCAACCCUAAAUCGGCGAUUGACGUGUCGGGUAUAUCGUUUGCCUGCUUUACUGCUUAUUCUAUAAAAUCAACAUCUUUAAGUACAAAAGUUAAAUAAUUUCAAUCAUCAACGAUGAGUCGCCGCGACAAAAAGGAAGACGAGGAUAGUGGUUUUCAGAAUUUAGACAAGACUACACUUUUGCAAGAGGCAAGAUACUUUAACUCGACACCAGUUAUUCCGAGAAAAUGUAUACAUAUCCUUACAAAAAUCCUGUAUUUGCUAAAUCAAGGAGAAAAACUGACUACUCAAGAAGCUACUGAUAUAUUCUUCGCAACCACAAAGUUGUUUCAAUCGAAGGAUGUGGUGUUACGCCGACUGGUAUACCUAACCAUCAAGGAACUUAGUCCUAUGGCACAAGAUGUGAUUAUUGUAACAUCAUCACUUACGAAAGACAUGACUGGCAAGGAAGACUUGUAUAGAGCUGCUGCCAUUCGCGCCUUAUGCACAAUUACUGACAGCACAAUGUUACAAGCAAUUGAGCGCUACAUGAAACAAGCCAUUGUAGACACGAACCCUGCAGUGAGCUCUGCUGCUCUGGUGUCUGCUCUUCACUUAUCGGCUACAGUACCUGACCUAGUACGACGUUGGGUGAUGGAAGCACAGGGUGUCAUCACAUCAGAUAAUGCAAUGGUGUCAUACCAUGCUCUAGCAGUAGUUGCAGGAGCUCGUCGCAAUGAUCGCCUUUCCACAGUGAAACUUGUUACAAAACUAGCUCGGACACCACUCCGUUCAUCUUAUGCAAUUUGCCUUUUGAUUCGUUAUGCAGCAAAAUUAGCUGAAGAGGACCAAACUGAUGCUUCAGAACCUUAUGUGGAAUUCAUUGAAUCCUGCUUGCGUCAUAAGUCUGAGAUUGUAGUUUAUGAAGCUGCACAUGCGAUUGUCAAUUUGAGGAAGUCUGCUCGUGAUCUUGCUCAAGCUGUUUCUGUCCUACAAAUAUUUUGUGGUUCUUCCAAGGCAACAAUGCGUCUAGCAGGCGCGCGCACUUUAGCUAAACUAACAGCCAAACAUCCUAAUGCAGUAGCAGCCUGUGCUGUUGACUUGGAAAAUUUAAUUUCGGAUCCAAACCGCUCAGUUGCCACACUAGCUGUGACUACUCUUCUAGCUACAGGAGCGGAAAGUUCUAUUGAUCGUUUAAUGAAACAGAUAUCCAGCUUCAUGUCAGAGAUUUCAGAUGAAUUCAAAAUUGUAGUAGUGCGUGCAAUCAGGCGCUUGUGCUCCAAGUAUCCACGUAAACAUCAAUCACUUGCAUCGUUUCUGGCUGGUAUGCUUCGUGAUGAAGGAGGACUGCAGUAUAAAACUGCUAUUGCUGAUGCAAUUAUUGCUCUUGUGGAAGAAAAUCCCGAUGCAAAAGAGACAGGCUUGGCACACCUUUGUGAAUUUAUUGAAGACUGUGAGCAUGCGUCGUUAGCUGUGCGCAUAUUGCAUAUUUUGGGUCGUGAAGGACCAAAAGCUCGUCAGCCAUCCAGAUAUAUUCGAUACAUAUAUAAUAGAGUGAUUUUGGAGUCUGGUCCUGUGCGUGCUGCCGCUGUUUCUGCUGUUGCUCGUUUUGGAGCUGCUCGCCCAGAAUUGCUUCCCAAUAUAAGCGUACUUUUGGCUAGAUGUCAAUUAGAUGAUGAUGAUGAGGUACGUGAUCGUGCUAUAUAUUAUAGCGCAAUUUUGGAUUCUGGUGAUGCUCAACUCAUCAAUGAUUAUAUCAUCAAUGUGCCGAUACCUAAUCCUGUUCUCCUAGAAAGAGCAUUACAGGAUUAUCUUAAUUCUGAUGCUGAUUUGUCCGAACCUUUUAAUUUGGCCACAGUCCCUACUAUGGCUGAGGAGACACAAGAGCCUAAGGAAGCUCCAGUUGAAAUCGAAUCACGAGCACCGAUUGUUUCUCGCGAAGAACAAUAUGCUGAUCAAAUAAAAGUCAUUCCUGGCAUUGAAAAACUUGGACCAAUAUUCAAAACAUGUGAGUCUAUUGACUUGACUGAACCAGAAACCGAGUACCGCGUCCAAUGCGUAAAACAUAUUUUCGCUCGCCAUUUGGUCUUACAAUUUGAAUGUUUGAACACAUUGAGCGAUCAACUUCUGGAAAAAGUUCAUAUACGGUUAGAAGCUGCCCCUGGUUACAAAAUGCUAAUUGAAGUUCCUUGCGAACAAUUGCCUUAUGACAAACAAGGCAGUGUAUUCUGUGUCCUUGAAUUUCCUGAAAAUCCGAUUGAAACUUUGGGAACCUUUGGCGCAACAUUGGAAUUUGUUGUUCGUGAUUGCGAUCCUACAACUGGCUUACCAGAUUCAGGAGAAGGAUAUGCCGAUACUUAUCCAUUAGAAGAAAUAGAAGUGAGUUGCGCUGAACAAUUCAGGACGCGCGCAGCUUCCGACGACUGGGAAGCAACUUGGGAAAGGGCUGCUUCUGCAGAAGAAGCUUGUGACACUUUCGGUCUAUCUCAGUCCGACGUAGGGGAAGCUGCUAAAGCCGUAUGUGAACAUUUAGGACUGCCGAAGGGCGCCAUCUCAGGAGACGCAGUGAAAGAAAUCCGCGGUGGUGGAGUUUGGCGCGGUGGAACACCGGUACUCGUCAGAGCUCGGCUGGUCAUGGCUGGAGGCGCGGUUACUAUGCAAUUAACAGCCCGCUCGCCUCGCGAAGAUAUUGCCACUUUAUUGUUGGCUGCCGUUGGUUAGUGUUAUUUAAGAACCAUUUAUAAUCUUAGUGUUAGCUCGUGCCUUUCCACAAAAAAUCAGAGUGAGUUUUGAGGAAAAAACCGUUCAUUGCCAUAGCUUUAUUUUUGAAGUAUAUUUACACAUUGCUAGUAUACCGCCAGCAAAAUUAAUACCAAACUAAGAAAAUAGAGAAAAUCCUUUGCUGUGUUUUGUUACUAAAGAAUACUAGCUAAAACUCACUCUGCUAAAUGUUUAUUAUAUUAUAUCAUUGUGAGUAGUGUAUGAAUGUUAUAUUAUAUACCUACAGUAACUGUUGUUAUCUUUGCUGUCAUAUUUCUAAAUAAUAUUUAAUUGUUGUGAAAUAAUCCAAGUAAUUUCAUAAAUGAAUUUAAUGUACCUAUUUGAUAUUGUGUACUGUAUAAAUGUCCUUACCAUACGUCUAUUUACGUCAACAGCAGUUAAGCGAUUACGCAAUACUGAUAUUGCACUCUAUGCACGGACUCUGACCGAAGCGGAAUAACUACAUACUUUUCAUACGGACGUCAUGAGUAGGUGUUCCUCUAAUAUACAAUACACGUUAAGUGUAAUAACGUUAUACAUUUAACACAUUUUAGCACAGAGAUUUAAAUAUAUUGUACUACUUAUUUACGUGAGAUGUGUCAUAAAUAUAUGUAUACUAUAUCUUUAUAUAUUUUAUAAAAAAGUCUUAACGUUGAUAUUUUAUGUAAACUGUGGCUUAUUUAAUAAAGUUUAUAACACUAA